Messenger RNA from Amoebophrya sp. A25, 2440 nucleotides. NCBI's taxonomy places the organism in Eukaryota, Dinophyceae, Syndiniales, Amoebophryaceae. The record is from the annotation of a GenBank genome assembly.
AUCGUCACGCACAGGUGAUUGCGCCUGAGGUUGAGAAGUUGGAGCUUGGUUAUCAUGGCUAAAGCGAAGUCGAAGCCCACGCCAAAGCGGCGCGCUUCGUUUGCACAUGAAGCCGUAGAGAAAACUACUCGUGGCCCCGCAGCAAGUCCUCCGGCUGCGGGAGAACGGGGCAAGCCGAAUCUGUCUGAUCUUUUUCAGGGGCGACUGGUAUUCAUUAUGAUAUAACUAUGUAGAUGCACGAACUGAAGCUGCGUCUCUAUUCUGGAGAGGACGGCUCAUUUACCUGUAUGGCAGACUCAGUUACCACGUUGAACUUCCAUGGAGCUGAAAUAUAGCGCAGCUAGAAGAAGACGCCACCAGCUCCGCAUCCACUAGAGUCUCUUUUAGCUUCAUUGUAAAACGAAUGUAGUGCAUCAUAAUCAUUUUUUUGCAUACGUACUUGUUGGGAGGAAUCAGCUCGCAUUCUCUUCCCAGGUUUCGCGCGUUCCAACCGAUAUGUGGGCGCAGAUGAGCUUGGGACUGGCACAAGGAUCGGCUGAGGCGAAUGGGAUUAAUUCGCAGAUACAGCAACUUAGAAACUUCUUGCAGCGGGUGACAGAUCACAGCCCAAGUGGUUUUGUGGAUAUUCGAUCAAGUUUGGAGGAAAUUCAGAGUGGUUCUACGGAGGCGCCAUCAUAUCAGCGAAUUCUGGAGAUCAGCACGGAGAUGCCAGAGGUACUUCCACGCUGGGACUGCUUCCUUAUUGGAAAAAGCGCGCGCUCGAAGUCUUUAUCUUUGUGAUUCACUUUUACCAUAUAUACUUACUUGAAGAGGACGCUUGAUUUUUUUGAGCUGGUUUCUGUUUUUUCACGAUUAGGACGCAACUCGAAUCAAUAUCAAAACCAAAAUGGAAUACAUAGGAACCUUCGGACGAUGGUAUGCGUGGUAGUUCGGCUAUUUCAGACGCAAAGUUUGCAGCUGUAUCGAGUACACCUACACAGAGCACGACGGCAGGUGCGUCGCAGGAUGAUGAUGAACUCGACUUCAUGAGUGAAGACGAGGAGGAAGGAGAAGGCGCGGGGGCCUCUACCAAAAUGAAGAAAGGGCAACUACGCAGAAAGAGCUUCGUGCAUCCAAUGCGAACCGCCGACUUUCACAUCCCGUGUCAAGGUUUUCAUAAGGUAAUGAUCUGUUUUUAACUAUACUAAUACUUGCGCCAAGAUAUGUUUGGUUCAAUGUUUGAGUUUGACUGUGCGCCUUUUGGCGUUGUAGUGGUUGAAGUAAGUAGUUGUGCUUGUAGUUGUAUGUGUAUCCCAGGCAAGGAUAGAACAGACCAAGAAUCUUUCUUAAUGAAUACGAAGAACAAUGCGUCUUGCUUCUUAAGUUUAUAAGCCGCAAUCUGUCACCCUCCAGGUGGUAAAGGGCAUCAUCAGGAUGAUCGAGGAGGAGCAGGAGGAUGAGGAUACUUAUGGAAAGCCGGGCACUACUCGUCUAGGGCGAGAAACGAGCAAAGUCUUACAAGAAGGCGUAGAGCAGUGGUGGAUGGAGUAUUGCGAGGACCUAGCGCGCAAAGAGGCAGAGGAGUCUCUGAAACGUGAAGCAAAAAAGGAGAAACGUCGCAAGAGUCAAACCGUUACGAUAGGAAGAGAGUUGGUAGUCAAGAAGUCAUGCGUAGAGCAUGAAAGAAAUACUGAGUGCCUAUGUAUAUAGUACUUAUUCAUGUCGUCAAAUCCAGCCACUUACUCUAAAAGACUUUCUUUUAGAUUAUAUUUGAUUUAUUGGAACUGGAGCCAUGCGUUGAGUCUGAACUUGUAGAAGGGAGCUCCAGUUCUUUUGUUUUGGUAGUUCUUUCAAGUAGACAGAGGCGCUACGGAUCUACUGAUUGUGAUGUUCUGUCUUCUAACAAUGCCGCGGGGAGAACUUCGUCAAAGGCAGGACAAGGACCCGCGUCCGAAGGUCCCGACGCGCCUGGCUCUGCCGCGGCUUGAGUUUCGAGAUCGGGAUUAGCGCUAGUCUUUGUCUUACUCGAACGACUACUAUAGAACCAGUGUUGUGGAUGGGACAGCGAUUUUCAGCGACGCCUUGAUGGGCAGGAUUCGUUGGCUGGAUGAUCGUGAUGGGUAUUGAGGAUGAAAGUAAAAACGGGUGGGAACCUUUCUUGGAAAUUAGAGCUUGGAGCAUGCAUCUUCUAUCAGUCCAGUGGACUCAUGAUCGUUACUGUGGAGAAGUUUUUCUGAUUGCUUUUGCCGUUGAUCAAUAGAACAGCUACUAUGGAUAUAGUUGAAAGACGCAGAUACUUCUAGAGAGUGCAGGUUGCUCACGCAGACUAAGAAUUCUGAACGUUUCUCCUCCAUUUAGUAUUAGUUGUAACCUCCUCUGAAAUUAAAGCCUUGAGUGCAGCCUUCCGGUGAGCAUUAGGACCCAGAGCAUUGAUUCUUUUUCAGAAGCGGGCAACAAGGAA